UUCCCUGUUGGGAUUGGCUAGUAUUUCCUACUCCACCGUGUAUGAGUGUGAACUUCCAUCCAAUCCUAGCGCAGGUGACAAACAGCAGCAGAUCGUAUAGGGUGGCGAAAGCGUCAUACGGCUUGUAGAAGUGUCCCUGAGAGGAACACCGCUAUGUGGAGCGAAGUACGGCGUCUGUAUCACUCAGAGUUAAGGCGACUCAUCGGCGUUUAGCUACGGAGAGUUAGUGAACAUGACAGACUGUGGAGCUUCACGGAGAAUGGCGAGGGCAAAGCUGGUAGUGCUUGGACGGGAUAACUGUGGGAAAACUGCUCUCUGUGUUAGAUUCAUCACUAAGCGUUUCAUUGGAGAGUACGACCAUAAAAAGGAGGUUACCUACAGGUGCCGUAAAACAGUGGACAAAGAGGCAAUUGACCUGGAGAUUUUAGACACAGUUAAUAAGGAGUGCAUGGGACCUGCUGCCACCUCUCUGGAGAGUUCAAUCAAGUGGGGUGAUGGUUUUUUGAUCAUGUACUCUGUGACGGACCGCAGCAGUUUUGAGGCAGUUUCACGUCUGAAGAGGCUCAUUGACCAUGUCAAGCAGACACUUGGAAUCCCCACAGUGAUUGUAGCAAAUAAGAGUGACAUGGAGAAUGGGCGUACUGUUAGGACAGAAGAGGGACAAGCUUUGGCCAGGGACCUGAGGUGUAGUUUUUUCGAGCUGUCUGUGGCAGAAAGUGCCUCAGCAGUGGAGGCAGCGUUCGGACAGCUGAUCCGAGAGGUACGACUGGAGUUCCACCGCCAUCUAUUGGCCAUGGACAAGCGCUCACGCAUGCUGCAGAUGCGUCAUGUGCUGAAGAACAAACUCACACGCAGCAAAACCAUGCAGUGGUGAACACAGACACCGAACACAAUUCUUUGCUGCCCUGUCUUUGUGGAUCAGCAGGUUGAUCUGUUUUCUGCUCACCCUUGGAGGAUGGAGGACAAAUCUAUACUAAUGCCAAGGAAAUCCAGGCACUAGCAACUAGGAAUUUGAAUUCUAGUGAAAUGCCACAAUUUUACUACAUCUACCUAUUUAUGGUUGCAGAAGUUGAAUUCACAUUGCCUUGUCCAGUAGAAGCAAGCUACAUUAUAUGAUCAUGCUGACAAAGUGGUCCCACUUGAUGUGAUGGUAUACUAAAGGAAGGAUUUCAAUUCACAGAAUCCCCGACACAUCAUGAUUGGGAAACAAGAUUGGUUUUGAAGCAUUUUAAGGGAAUCGUCAUCAAGAACGUCACUUGUGUACAAUAAAGUUAAAGUAAAGAAAAA
Molecule: messenger RNA, 1287 nt
Organism: Pygocentrus nattereri (red-bellied piranha)
Lineage: Eukaryota; Metazoa; Chordata; Actinopteri; Characiformes; Serrasalmidae
Exons: 7
Coding region: 233-874 (213 amino acids)
Molecular function (GO): GTP binding; GTPase activity
Source: RefSeq, a predicted model, not a curated record